Messenger RNA from Sungouiella intermedia, 1818 nucleotides. NCBI's taxonomy places the organism in Eukaryota, Fungi, Ascomycota, Pichiomycetes, Serinales, Metschnikowiaceae. The record is from the annotation of a GenBank genome assembly.
AUGAACCACUCUUCUUCUCAAUUGAGCAUAAGCUCAUCAGAUACCAAGUUCUUUUUCUUGCUAUCGUUGAAUAUUCUCAUUGCAAUUUGGGCUUUAUUCAAAUUUCAUGACUUUCAGUUCAAUCCACAGACUAACAGUUCCCUGGUUCGUCUUGAUCCAGCGGAGAUAAACAAGAAGUAUCCGAUUGACCUAGAAAAUGCCACAGCAGUCUUUAAUUCUGUCAAUGGUGCACUCAAACAGAAAGAUGCCAAUAUGAAUCCUGUGGGCUUAUCAUUCAUUCCGGCGUAUCUUCCUCCAAAUACGUUGAUGUACCAUUCGACCCUGAAUGCGUAUCUUCCUGACCUGUUUGAGUGGAUUGCAAUGGAUUAUGAGUUUAGUUACAACUUCGCUCAUUUUGCUAGAGGAAAAUUCAGAGAAAGACGUCCGCCACCUCGGGGACCAAACGAGCGGGGUCCUAAUGAACAAGAAGGGCAGAAUAUACUAAAUGAGCCCCAGAAGAGCCAAUCCUUGAUGGACGAGCCUCGGAAAUUACCCCCUGGCCUCCCAUUUUCUGGCUCAAGCUACUUGUAUACGUUGAGAAACACCAAACCUCUCGACAAGCUAAUUUAUUUAGAUGGUGCUUCUGCAGCCAAAACUACAACGGGCGAAAUGGAUCAACAGUUGAUUCUCAGUCGCCAACUGGAUGCAGAUGCCAGAGUUCUGGAAAGAUUAGCCGCCCAGAAGAUCUGCGAAUGGGGUAAGCUGUUUGGACUCCAAGGAAUAGUUCGUAUGGAAAUCGGUUUUGAGAUUAUUUUAUGUGAUUUCUUUGAUAAUAUCGAGAUCGUGUCAAAUAUCACGUUGAGCAAUGCUACCCAAGUGGGAAAUCUCCCCAACGAACCACAAUUUGCCAAAACAGAAUUGGAGAAAAAGAGAAUGCAGUUGAUGGAUUUGUGGGAGCUGAUGGCAGGCUACGAUUGGUUGGCUGCUGGAUCAAGGGCGAACGAGGGAGAACAUAGAAUCUUGCUCGAUUUUUCGGGAAUGGUGACACCUUUGAACAAGACUUACAUUGAUAGAGACCCCUACAAGCGCAGAAUCAACCAUUUAGCGGAGGCUCAUAAGGAAGACAUUAUCCAUCUGCUUGAGAAAUUUUUGGUGAAUCCCGUUGAUCCAUUCCAUAAAACGAAUUGGCAGUCUGUGACAGAGACAAUCACUGACAAGUUUGCCCCCAUUUUGAUUGCAUUGAAUAAUACUCUUCUGGUGUUCGAGAUUGAGAGUCAAGGGGAUAAUUUGGGAUCUGCAAUUGAAGAUACAGUAACUAACGUUACGUUGACUUUAUUCAAUUUCUUCAGAAGAUAUUCGGAUACCGAUUUGGAUAUCUGGGAGGAAAAGAAGGAAAAAUUCCUACAAGCGGCGGUUAGUGACUACAUCUUUCACACAUUCGACUUAAACACCCAACUGGACAUCUUGAUCUACUCGUCAAUUUACCGCACCACAGUUGAGAUCUUAAGCUUUGUUCGGGAUCUUUUCUUUUUAGCUCGCCUGGCAAUUCCUGAUUUUUAUGUGGAUCCUACUGAAGCCAACUACAAAAGGAUCACAAAGGACAUUUUGAAGCAGAAGGAGUUGCUAGACAAUCUUAUGAGGGUUCUUGAAUGGCCACUUUUUGCACGCUGUUCCUCCAUGUGCGGCUGGGACGAAGUCUGCUACGUUCCAACCUGGGGUCCAAGUCCAUUGGGUUGGGGAAGUAACGGGAAUGGCAAAUACUUGGAGUAUGAUGGUGAGCGAUAUCGGAUUCCGUUAGAGCUCUCUUGUGUGAAACUAAAUGAUUUGGUUAGAUAUUGA